This is a messenger RNA of Varroa destructor (honeybee mite), 3529 nucleotides long. RefSeq lists its product as uncharacterized. The record is from RefSeq and is a predicted model, not a curated record. Lineage: Eukaryota; Metazoa; Arthropoda; Arachnida; Mesostigmata; Varroidae.
GGAAUUACAAAAGUAGUUUUAAGCGUUGUUUUGCAGGGAAUUGGCGAGAAUUAUCGAGCGAAAUAUCUGCAGACACCGCGUGAUCGCCUAUUUGGUCGACGGUCCCGAUUCCCGCAGCAAGUCGACGUCGGGUCAUCCUAGCGCUGAGCCGUCUAAAUUAGUUCGUACUUUCACAGGUCGUGAAUCUCGUUCCAGCAGAGAGCCGAUUCUUAGCGAUACGUCAAGUGAUUCUCCGAAUACUCCUUGCGCGCUCGAUAGAAGUGAUGAAGCUCCUGGCGAUUCUCGUAGCCUACAAAUAUCUCCACGCGUCGACCAUUGUUAGCGCGAAAGCCAAUUAAACUGAGAAACUUUCGACUUAAAGAGAUAGCUCUCCGUGCGGAACAAGUUUAAGCGACGCCCGUGACGACGACGAUGAUGAUGCGAUGAUGAUGCGAUGAUGACAGUAGCUCACAUUGUAGCUCACAGCUGUACCCUAGUAUUGAGAACCUUCAUGAAAGGGUAGAAGCCCCUUCCCAGAGAACGAAAUGGAAGAUGCCCGUGGACGGUCACUUCUGAACAUCCUUUUGGUUCGAUUGAAAGAGACCACCCAAACUCAUACAGCUUUGCUAUUUCUCUCGGCCUUUAACCAGAGAAGGUCUUCAGGGAGAAUGCUUCUUGUACAUCAUGUACAUGUGAAAAAAAUUAUCUGUCUAGUAAAACAAAAGGGGAAAUAAACCCCGAAAAUCCGGACAUCGCGCAACCGCUCAAACCCAAGCACGCGUUCUGUAUGAUCCACCAUUGUCGCUUACCUAGCAAUUUGGACGCUUCUCCAGAAAGGCAAAGCUGUAUAAUCCGCUUCUUCAACUGCGAAGUAUCCAAAUGAUCUCCUUAAGUUCGAGCACGAAAUUGGAAGGCGCCACGCAUCGGGUGCUACUUUAGCCUUUGGCCAAACGGACGCAGACGACAGAUGUGCGGCCUGCACAGGAGCGUCUCGGUAUGCAUGCAAUACGCAAUUAGACAAUGCAGAUACAAAAGAUACGCGCAGAAACUGUUCGUCCGCAGGGCAUCACGGGUCUUCCAGACGGAUCUGCCUUUAUGGAUUGCACCAUACGCAUCUGGAGAAAAGUAUCAUAAUGCUGGCUUACGUCGUUUAUAAAAUACUUAACAAACACCAGCUGCUAUCUUCAAGCCUGUUAGGAAAUUGUACAGGAAAUGGCGGAAAUGCUUUUGGCGACUCAAUCAGCCGAUAUGUACUAUUCGGCCAAAGUGCUUACUGGGCUUGAUACCACAUGGCGGCGGGACUUCAUCCAGCGCUGGAUUUUGCAAUUAGUGAAUAAUUCAGACAACACCAGGACAGUCGACCCAAUUCGCGCUUUGGAAAGGUGUCGUAGGCUACCCAAGACGAUAGACGAAUUUGAGGAAAAGACGACCGCGGAAAACAGGCAGAAUUUCAGUCUGGGACAAGCGACCGCCCUCGGCGGACCCGACGUCGCGAUUGUUCUUGCCUUUUUCAUGGCAAGUCCAAAACCGCUGUCUCUAAACGAAUUGGAAACCCGGUUUUUGAAGUUGAGGGGUGCCACCCUACCGCUGUCGGCAGUUCACAUCUUACAUGAAAUGGGAGCCAUUCAAACCGUGCCUUUUGAAACGAGAAAUCGUGGCACAGAAAAUGCGUCCCCUAGAUUCGAUGUACAGGAGUUCUGCCGUAUUGUACGCGACUUGAUUCGACAGAUGAAUCAUGACCCUGAUGCUGUUUAUUAUUUAAUCCUUGCAACUGGCAAAAAUGCUUUACCUUGUCUACCGUACAGCUGCACGCGUAGACGCUCAAUCGCUUGCCUCUUGGAAAAGUAUGGGGUGAGCCAGUUUCCAGAUCUUGAUGCGGCCCACAUGCUCGAAGACUUCGCAGCCUUUUUUGAGAAGUUGCAGUUAGCUAGGGACGAUAAAGUGGCUUUGGCUGAUUGCUACAAUGGAUAUAGGCUUAGGGAAUAUGUUGUUUUUCCAAGACGAGUUCCCGAUAAGGAAAACAUAAACGGCACGAAGAGUUGUUCGGCCGAAGAGAACUGCAACCGAAAACAUAAACAUCUUUCUCAGACCGCGCUUCAAACCUCUGGAAAUUCGGAGCAGCAGCGCCCAACGACAGCUACCAAAGGACGACGGGCGUUACGGCUAGCCGCCAUUUUUCCGUAUUAAAUGAUGAAGCUCGACGUACAUAUGUAGAUACCGGAUUGCAAUGAAAAGCGCUGUGAUUUCUCUUGGUCAUUGUUUUCAUUUAUCCAAGAAAUGUUUGCUUUGAUAGACAGAAGUGACAAAAAACCAUGGCAUGAGUUUGUGCAAAAGAAAUACGAUUGAUGCCAUAGUGUUUCCGCACUGGAAAACACAUAGACUUUGAAAAAGACAAGUAAACCUUCAAUAUAUUUUGUUAGUUUUUUAGUAUCUAAACAUAACGAUUUAUGUGGUGCAUGGUACGAUCGUUUGUCCUUUAACACAAUACUCAGCUGAUAGUCGAAUGAAAGAAGGUUCCUGCUUUGCGCAUCAUUCUAGGUGUUGAACUUCAAUGGAACCAAUGUAAUCGACAUACUUAAUUUUCUACAACAAAGCUGUUUUCAGCAGAGCUACGGAGCUAGCUCAGCGGUGGUAGUAGAUCUCUUUUUGUUUUAUUUUUACUGCGUAUCUGUGACAUACGUUUGAAAAUGUAACAUUCAAGUGACUAAUUUGUAGUACUGCAAUUGGACCGCAUGACCUAAUUAUGUAACAUGUAUUAUUCACGUAUAAAGGGACACAAUACUUACCCUAGCUAACGACGAAUGUCUUUUACAGCGACAGGGAUAUAAACAAUUUGUCGUUCAUCAAAUAUCUGUGUUUUAUAACUGUCACAUUAUUUAAUACAUUCAGCAGUUUAGUAGAUUUCGUUCUUAAGGCUGAAUAUGCCAAAAACGUGAUAAAAAGACGUCUAUGUUUCUGGAAUUGUCUAUUCGCAGAACAUUCCACACCGUUACGCUGUUAUGCAUCAUAAAUAUGCCUUGUGACAUUUCCAAGACAAAUAGCCUGCUGUAGUUUUAGCUUUGCUGACAGGCUACACAGGGUUGUUCCUGCCAGGACCCAGAUAUUCUGAAAAAUGAUACUUUUUUGGAUGAUAUACAUAUUCUAGCUACUGAUUCUUUUGAUGUUCUGACUGCAUAGAAGUAUUAUAGGUUGUCAAUGGCCUUACUCGACGGGCAGAAUAUGAGUGUCUUUAACACUAUAUAAAAACAAAAAGAACUUCUAUGUUCGUGCUGUAAAAUAUUACUAAAACCAGCCAAAUGAAUUGCGUUUCACCCAUAUGUGACGAAUCUGUACCGAUUCAAUACAAUGUCUAUGGCGGUGGACGAUCAUGACAUAAUGACAUAACUUACAGAUUAUAUAUGCCUUACUAUUAAAAAAAAAAAUAAGGACAAACAAUCAUGCAAACCCUACUUGUUUGCGAACUUGAAUGUUCUUGUAGCCGCACAUAACGUACUUCAAAAAACUAUGUAUGGGGUAGUACUUCCAUGCCUCUACGGAAUACAAAUAUAUC